CCAAUGGAAGGAGUGAAUCAAUCUGUUGUGUCAGAGUUUGUGUUCUUGGGACUCACCAACUCUUGGGACAUCCAGUUAUUCCUUUUUGUGUUCUCCUCCAUCUUUUAUGUAGCAAGCAUGACAGGAAACUCCCUCAUUGUGUUCACUGUGGCUUCUGACCCUCACUUUCACUCUCCCAUGUACUUUCUGUUGGCCAAUCUCUCCUUCAUUGACUUGGGUGUUUCUUCUGUUAUUUCCCCCAAGAUGAUGUAUGAUCUGUUGAGAAAGUGUAAAGUCAUCUCCUUUAGAGGUUGUGUCACUCAAAUCUUCUUCAUCCACUUCAUUGGUGGUGUGGAAAUGGUGCUGCUGAUAGCCAUGGCCUUUGACAGGUAUGUGGCCAUAUGUAAGCCUCUCCAUUAUCUGACUAUUAUGAGCCCAAAGAUGUGCAUCUUGUUUUCAGUAGCUUCCUGGGUUGUUGGCUUUAUGCAUUCUCUGGUUCAAUUGGCUUUUGUAGUAAACUUACCAUUCUGUGGACCAAAUGUGUUGGACAGCUUCUACUGUGACUUUCCUAGGUUCAUCAAACUUGCUUGCAUAGACACAUACAGACUGAAAUUACUGGUCUCAGUCAACAGUGGAUUCAUGUCUGUGGGCUCCUUCUUCAUACUGAUCAUUUCCUAUAUUGUCAUCAUAAUCACUGUACAAAAACACUCUUCAAGUGGUUCCUCCAAGGCUCUGUCCACACUUUCAGCUCAUGUGACUGUGGUGGUCUUAUUCUUUGGUCCUGUGAUGUUCAUCUAUACAUGGCCUUCUUCUUCCACACACCUGGAUAAGUUUCUGUCCAUAUUUGAUGCAAUUGUCACUCCGUUUCUGAACCCUGUGAUCUAUACGUUCAGGAACCAAGAAAUGAAAAUGGCAAUGAAGAGAGUAUUGAACCAGAUGCUGGGUUAUAGACACACAAUUAAACACUUGACCUGUGAACAAUCUUAA
This is a messenger RNA of Onychomys torridus (southern grasshopper mouse), 966 nucleotides long. RefSeq names its product olfactory receptor 4F3/4F16/4F29-like. Gene Ontology annotation, cellular component: membrane. Lineage: Eukaryota; Metazoa; Chordata; Mammalia; Rodentia; Cricetidae. The transcript has a single exon. Gene Ontology annotation, biological process: G protein-coupled receptor signaling pathway. Bases 4 to 966 code for a protein of 320 amino acids. The record is from RefSeq and is a predicted model, not a curated record. Gene Ontology annotation, molecular function: olfactory receptor activity; G protein-coupled receptor activity.